AUGUCUCCGCCGGUCUACCGCUGCCUCGUCGCCGUCCUGUCGCUCGCGCGGCUGGCCUCCGAGCUGUCGCCGGCGGCGGCGUCCAUCUCGGUGUCCGCCCUUCCGCCGCCACCCGCCGUGCCGGUGUCGACGUCGCAGCAGUUCCUGCAGGUGCACAACGAGGCCCGCGCGGCGGCGGGGCUGCCCCCGCUGUCGUGGAACGGGACGCUGCUGCUGGACGCGAUGCGGUACGCCGGCGAGCUCCGCAGGGACUGCAGGGCGCGGCCGCUGACGGCGUGGGGCACCGACGGCAUCUACGGCCGGAGCCUGUACAAGGCGAACGGGCGGCACACCGGCGCCGAGGCGGCGGCGUUCUGGGCGGAGAGCCGGCGGUGGUACGACCGCGGCGCCGACCGGUGCACGGCGCCGCCCGGCCGGUGCUGCGGCGUGUACACGCAGAUGGUGUGGCGCGCCACGACGCAGCUCGGCUGCGCCCGCCGCACCUGCCGCAACGGCGUCGACACCGUGGCCGUCUGCGAGUACUACCCGCCGGGCAACUACGUGGGCCAGCGGCCCUACUGA
Molecule: messenger RNA, 561 nt
Organism: Oryza brachyantha (malo sina)
Lineage: Eukaryota; Viridiplantae; Streptophyta; Magnoliopsida; Poales; Poaceae
Product: pathogenesis-related protein PRB1-3-like
Exons: 1
Coding region: 1-561 (186 amino acids)
Source: RefSeq, a predicted model, not a curated record